Stegostoma tigrinum is the source of this 2573-nucleotide messenger RNA. It is a transcript of the gene dbndd1, whose product is annotated as dysbindin domain containing 1. Lineage: Eukaryota; Metazoa; Chordata; Chondrichthyes; Orectolobiformes; Stegostomatidae. The coding region runs from base 593 to 1126 and encodes 177 amino acids. The transcript has 4 exons. The record is from RefSeq and is a predicted model, not a curated record. Gene Ontology annotation, biological process: negative regulation of protein kinase activity. Gene Ontology annotation, cellular component: cytoplasm.
UGUUCUUGCUGCCAAAGCAGCUGUCAAUAUUUAAUGAGUUACGAGCCGAGAAAUUAAUUAGUUACCACCCCUACCAGAUGUAGGCAAGUCCGACAGAAAUUGCUUUACACAUACGAUUUGUACACUGAGGUUUCUGCAAUAUAGACACUUUAUAUACGCGCGCACACAGACACACACACACACACACACACACACACACACACUUUCCACACAACAUAUAUCCAAUUACACACAACAUAUAUCCAAUUACACAGCACACAUAUUGAAUUGAAAAAAGCCCCUCCACACAAGCUCAUUAUCUAUAAACACACAAAACUCAAUACACGUAUAGAUAAGCUCUCUAUGACUGCAUUCAUUCUGUAUGUGUGCACACUUUACAUAAAUUUGGUCUAUUAUAUGCUGACCAGAAUCAGUGUUUUUUAAAUUCUGUCUGCAGAGAGAGCCAGACACAAUCAGUUAUCCCCAUGUCACUUUCUGACGUCCAACAGGUAAAUGAUCCAGUUCCAACUGAACACACACAUGUACAAGAAAGCAUGAGACCAGCUUCAUUAAUGGUGUGACCAGAGGGAUUGACAUGGAAGGAGUUUAAAGGAUGAUUUGGUUCUCUUUACUCAGAGUGGUAAGGGCGUGGAAUGCCCUGCCUGCCAAUGUAGUUAACUCAGGAGAGUUUGACAAAAACAAACAGAGUCCAAAGAAACUGAAGGGUCAAGACGAGUCAGCUAAUUCUGAGUCUCACGUUGCUGUUGCUGAGGAGGAAGACGGGAUCCCAAUUUCCACAUCAGGGCUGCUGCAGGUGGUAGAGAGAAGGCAGCCUCUCAGCAGUGUCUCAUCUCUCGAGGUACACUUCGACCUCAUGGAUCUGACUGAACUCACAGACAUGUCUGAUCAGGAACUUGCAGAGGUGUUUGCCGAUUCUGAUGAUGAGAAUCCAUCACAUGAUUCACCUACAGAACUGAGCCAACCAUUGAUGUAUCCAAUCAUCUCAUGUGGAACACAUUUAAAAUCUCCUUCAUGGACAAGAGCAAAGACUGAGCAGAGUAAGGACAGGAAGCACCCAGGUGAUCCAGAUGUUCCAUUAGAGAUGUCAGAUCAUUUUCACACAAUUGAAACACACAAAAAACACUAAGGACAAGAUUGGACCUCGCUUCAGCAAAAUGUACAGUGCUGAAAAUUUCUGCUGCCUCAUUGAUGGUUAUUCUCCUCCUCAACAUUCUUCAGAUUGUAACUAAAUUAAGUAGAUUUGCCCCAACUGUCCCUACAGUGAAUUACAUGAUCUCUACAGUGUCAGUGAAGGAUUUUUACUCUUAGGUCACCAAAGCUCUGAAGAUUAAAGUAUUAACCAUUGCCCAUUUUCAUGCUGUUGGUACCAUGCAUGGGCCAAUGAUGUAACCUUCUUACUUCCUCAAGUAACUCAAAUCAGACAGAUUUAUAAGUUUCUAGAAAAUUCAAUUUGCAACAGAAAAGAAUUAUAUGUGGUUUUGUAGAUCUGCAGCCAGUAGCAAUCAAGCCUUGUCUAACUAGGAACAUUUGUUUUUAAUUAGCUACUGUAGUGGUUUAAAUCUAAUAAAUUAUCCAUUUCGCCUCAUUUCAGGAUUAGAUAAAAAUGUUGACACAGACUGCUGCAUGCUGUUCACAGCAAGAUUAAUGGGAGUGUGUGCAGGUAAUGAAUGCCCAACAGGAAAAUUAUACCAAUACAAAUGUCAAUGAAUAUGAAAUGUCUCACCCAUGACAAUAUUUGAGGAAGGUUUCCACUUAAAGUACCAAUGAGUGUCUGUUAUGUUUUCUGGAAUGAAACACCAGGAUAAGAGAGAUAUUUUGUAUAUUUUACAGGUAACAUCUCUGAGCAGAAUUUCUGUACCAAACAUAUUGGAUCCUGAUAAAUUCCAUUUAAGAUUUAUUAGCACUGCAAUUACGAUUUGUUCUAUAGAAUAAAACCACCAUAAAUCAUUAGUUUUCCUUUUUAGCCCCUACACUGAAUUUAUGAAAUAUUUAUAUCUUUCAAUGAUUUAAAUGAAUUGUGCUACAAGUUUCGAAUUUCAAAAACAACGCACUCAAAAGAGAAAAAGGCCAAGCUGAGCUAAAUGACUAACUCAGAUUCCAUGUGAUUCACACACUUAGACAAAGAAAUUUGUGUUGAAAGUUUUCAUUCCUGUUGUACAAUAGCCAUUACCUACAAACCAAAAUAUUGCACUACUUGAAACUAACAAUUAAACUGACUAAGUCUGAUUCCCAACUUCAAUUUAUCCUGAUAAAUUAGGAUUUGACAUGAAAAAGUAGCUCUUACAUUCUCUCAAGAAGAUGCUAGCUUCCCCUCCACAUAAUUUAAAUGUUUUAGCUGGAUUUAUGUGGUGUAUCAAAUGAAGUAGAUUGUUUUAGUUUAAAGCGUAUAAUAGCACUCAGAAAAUACGUCAUGAACAGACGAAUGGCGAUUUGCUGUCUGAUGAACUGCCUUAGUUCAGGAAAUUCUAUACGUUUUUAUUUGCAAGUUUUAAAUUACUUUCUUCAGAUUCACAAAUAAUCCUAAAAUACUAAUCAUUUUGUACAUUGUUUCCUUAAAGUGUUACUAUUAUGUA